AGUACAUACUAUUAAAAGAGGAUUUGAAAAAUAUUUUAGUACUGAUAGUGUUUCCCAAAAUGACAGUGGUAUCGGAGGCUCUUGAUAACACAAAUUUUAUCUUUUCAAAUAUAUACUUUACAAUUUUGUUGGGCGUUACUACACUUUUAACUCUUUACCACUUUUGGUUUCAAUCUCUACGAUAUGUCAAACUCGCCAAAACGAUUCCCGGACCCCGACCAUUACCAAUAUUGGGAAAUGUCCUUGAAGGAGUUGGUCUUAACCCAAAUGCUGCAAUGAAAAAAGUUUUGUCAGUAACCAACGAUUACGAGGGUGAUGUAGCUAGGAUCUUUUUUGGGCCAUUUCUAUACAUAGUUCUACGAAAUCCUGAAGAUAUAGAGCUUAUCCUGGGAAGCCAAGAACAUUUGGAAAAAUCACGAGAAUAUAAAUAUUUUGAACCAUGGUUAGGCGAUGGACUCCUUAUCAGCAAAGGCGACAGAUGGAAACAUCACAGGAAAAUGAUUGCUCCUACAUUUCAUUCGUCAAUUUUAAAGUCCUUCUUUCCGGUAUUUAAUAAAAACGCUAAGAAGCUCUUGGCCCAAUUGGACAAACACAAAGGACAAGUUUUCGAUUGCCAUGACUACAUGAGUGGAACAACUGUUGACACCCUUUUAGAAACUGCAAUGGGUGUUGAAAGAACACACAAAGAUAGUAAAGGAUUUGAAUAUGCAAAAGCCGUUAUGGAUAUGUGCAAUAUUCUUCAUUUAAGACAUUAUAAGUUUUGGUUAAGACCGGAUUUCAUAUUUAAAUGGACCAAGCUGGCCAAAACCCAGGAAAAAUUACUAGAAAUAAUACACAACUUGACCAGAGAAGUUAUUAAAAGAAAGAAAAUCGAUUACUUCAGUCGAGUUAAAAAAGGUGAAAACAGUUUAUACAAAGAAGCGGUUAAGGUUGAAGAACAAUCGGAGAACAUAAAGACUGAAAAUUACAAAUAUAUUCAUGACGAUUUGGAGGACAUUGAAGACAAAGAUAUAGGUGAAAAGAAAAGAUUAGCAUUUCUGGACUUUAUGAUUGAAGCCAGCCAAAUCCCUGGUAACAACUUAUCAGACGAGGAUAUUAAAGAAGAAGUUGAUACCAUUAUGUUUGAAGGACACGAUACUACUGCAGCAGGAUCUAGCUUUGUCUUGUGUUUACUGGGGGUCCAUAAAAAUAUACAAGAUGCCUGUGUAAACGAAUUGAAGGAAAUCUUCCACGACGACUGGUCGAGGCCUAUAACGUUUACAGAUACGUUACAAAUGAAAUAUCUCGAACGAGUUAUUAUGGAAACUUUGAGAAUGUAUCCACCUGUACCAAUCAUUUCCAGAAAAGUUCGAAAAGAUGUAAAACUAGCUAGCGCCAAUUACAUCAUACCUGCUGACAGUGUCGUUCUAAUAUCCCAGUAUCUAACACACAGGCAUGAACAGCAUUGGAAAAAUCCUCAUGUGUUUAACCCUGACAACUUUUUACCAGAAAAUUGUCAAAACAGGCACUAUUACUCCUACAUUCCUUUCAGUGCUGGUCCAAGAAGUUGCGUAGGACGGAAAUAUGCAAUGUUAAAAUUAAAGGUGAUAUUAGCAAGUGUUUUGAGAAAAUACCAGAUCACGUCGCCAAACAAAGAAUCAGAAUUUGAACUUCAGGCAGACAUAAUUUUGAAAAGAACCGACGGAUUUAAUAUCAUAAUCGAAGACAGAGUUUUGUAAUUUCUAUUUAUAUAUAUAUAUAUAUAU
Sitophilus oryzae (rice weevil) is the source of this 1745-nucleotide messenger RNA. Its product is annotated as cytochrome P450 4g1-like. The coding region runs from base 60 to 1718 and encodes 552 amino acids. The record is from RefSeq and is a predicted model, not a curated record. Lineage: Eukaryota; Metazoa; Arthropoda; Insecta; Coleoptera; Curculionidae. Gene Ontology annotation, molecular function: iron ion binding; oxidoreductase activity, acting on paired donors, with incorporation or reduction of molecular oxygen; heme binding. The transcript has 12 exons.